Molecule: messenger RNA, 2236 nt
Organism: Molossus molossus (Pallas's mastiff bat)
Lineage: Eukaryota; Metazoa; Chordata; Mammalia; Chiroptera; Molossidae
Gene: PEDS1
Product: plasmanylethanolamine desaturase 1
Exons: 6
Coding region: 94-909 (271 amino acids)
Biological process (GO): ether lipid biosynthetic process
Cellular component (GO): endoplasmic reticulum membrane
Molecular function (GO): plasmanylethanolamine desaturase activity
Source: RefSeq, a predicted model, not a curated record
AUUGGACAGCGUGAUAUAGCCGCGGUUCCGCGGCCCUGCUGCCGCAGCCGCCGCUGCUAGCAGAGCGCACCCGGUCGGGCGGGCCGAGUGGCCAUGGCGGGCUCCGAGGACGAGCCUGGACUGCAACCGGAGCUCGAUGAAGACGAAGCAGCGUAUUGCCGGCGCUGGGGCGCGCAGCACGCCGGGGCCCGCGAGCUGGCCGCGCUCUACUCCCCAGGCAAGCGCUUCCAGGAGUGGUGCUGCGUGACCCUGUGCUUCAGCCUCAUUGCCCACAACUUGGUCCACCUCCUGCUGCUGGCCCGCUGGGAGCACACGCCCCUUGUACUGCUGGGUGUUGUUGCAGGGGCUGUCAUUGUUGAUUUCUUGUCUGGCCUGGUGCACUGGGGAGCCGACACUUGGGGUUCCGUGGAGCUGCCCAUCGUGGGGAAGGCUUUCAUCCGACCAUUCCGGGAGCAUCACAUCGACCCGACAGCCAUUACACGUCAUGACUUCAUCGAGACCAAUGGGGACAACUGCCUGGUGACACUGCUGCCACUGCUGAACAUGGCCUACAAGUUCCAUACCCAGAGCCCUGAAGCCCUGGAGCAGCUGUUCCCCUGGGAAUGCUUUGUCUUCUGCCUGGUCAUCUUCACCACCUUCACCAACCAGAUCCACAAGUGGUCGCACACAUACUUUGGGCUACCACGCUGGGUCAUCCUCCUGCAAGACUGGCAUGUCAUCCUGCCACGUAAACACCAUCGUAUCCACCACGUCUCACCUCACGAGACCUACUUCUGCAUCACCACAGGUUGGCUCAACUACCCUCUGGAGAAGAUGGGCUUCUGGCGACGCCUAGAGGACCUCAUCCAGGCCCUGACAGGCGAGAAACCUCGGGCAGAUGAUAUGAAAUGGGCCCAGAAGAUCAAAUAACUCCUCCAGCCUUCCACCUCGUUGCCAACCUUUCCUGGCCUCCCCAAACCGAAGCCAUCUGCCAAAUUCCAGCCUUCAUUGCGCUGGCCCCUCCAGGUGGAAAGGGCGCCAUCUGGGCUGGGCCUGGGCACCCCCAGCCCACCCUUGUGACACAGAAUACUUGAGCCACUGAUUUUUCAUUUCCUUUUUUUUUUUUCCAUUUUCUUUCCUUGGCCCCUCCUUAGCUACCUGAGCUGCUCUGUCUGCCAAGCCUGACUUUGCAAAAAACAAACAAACAAAAAAAAACAAUAAAAAGAGCCCUUUGGGUAGAGGGAAAGCUCACCCACUUCCCACACUCCAGUCUCCCCCACCCCAGCCCCACUGAGCAACCCUUCGGCGUGGCUGGCAUUGGGGCCAUUAAGUCGUAUUAUCUGUCCCUCCUUGUCUGCUCCCAGUGGCCUAGGAGGCCCCAAGCACACCUAAGUGUCCCUGGAGCGUUGCCCUGCCAUAGUCCUGCAAACUGACCCUAAAGGCCUUGGUGGACAGCCCCAGCCCAGCCUGUACAUUCAAGGUUAGCAAAGUGCAGCAAGGGUCUGAGAGCAGUUGGCCAGAAGAGGCAAGAAUCCCCUGCCCAAGUUUGGACCCACCUCCUCCCCUGUCCUGCCUCCAUGUGCCCAUGAUUCCAGCCAGAGUUGAUGUUUCUAAGUGAAGGAAGGAUGACUUGACAAGGCACAACCCCUGCAGUGGGGUUUUGAUCAUUUGAAAGGCGACAUAGUGUCUCCUCUAGCCAGGGGUAUGUCAGAGAAGGAACAGUGGGCUUCUUGGGUUUUUUUUUUUUUUUUUUAAAGGUGCUUGCUUGUUUAAUGUAAAUAAUAGAAAGCCUUAAUAUCUUUUCUGUAACACGGAGUAAUAUUUUAACGUCAUGUUUUGGAUGUACAUAAUAUAUUUAUAACAAAGCAGCAAGACUCUACUUAACCUCGGCUGCCUCGUGUUUCCUGGUUGGCUGGGGGAGACGGGUAAGGAGUCUGGAGGGUGAGGACCCACCCCUAGCCUAUUCCCAGCUCCCGCCCCCCCCAACCCCGGGCUCAGGAUGGGGUUUUGUCAUCUGAGACAGUGAAUUAAUGUUGUUAUCUGCUCCAAACACUUGGAAGGGACCCAUGAUUUAGUAAGGAAUCGUCUUCUUGCAGGAGGUCAUGAGAUAGAUUAUUAAUUCCUUCAGCAAAUGUUUAUUGACACCUAAUGUGUGCCAGGCUCUGACCUGGACCCUGGGGCACAGCAGUGAACUUAAAUAGAAAAGGACUUACACUAGUGGAUAUGACCUCCUGGGGAAAGGGACAAUAAACAUAAA